UAAAGCUCGCGUGAGAACUUGGUGAUGUCAGAGCGGCUCGGGUCAUUUGAAGGUUAGCAGCCUGGGAAGGGUUCAUGCAGAGUUCACUCGCAUACAUUAAGCAAUCCAAUCUUUCACUCCGUGCGACAAAAAAAAGGAGAGGGAAAAAAAAAGAAAGAAAGAAUCUAGUAGGAAAUGAGCUGUGCUGAGGCAAGAGAAGUCAUUCGUCAUCCAUCGAGCAGAGGAGAGAUGCGAGCUGCUUUGUUUAUAAAAUAUAGACAUCUGAUCGGAUAGAGGACAGAGACACACACACACACAGACACGGAGAGAGGGGUGUGUGUGCGCGCGCGCACAUAUUUGGGAAUCACUUACGUUGCAUUUGUUGCAUGCAUUUUCCUGAAGAAGAAGAAGAAGAAGAGGGGAAUAAGGAGGAGGAGGAGUGAAAAUGGUCCCAGUUCUCGUGCUGGACUGAGCCGAGCAAAGCUGGAGCAGACUUCCAUGGGAGUUUUUGGACGCACUUUUGCAAAUCGGAAAGCACUGAAGGAGGACCGCGUCAAGCACACGAGCUCCACCAUGUUCGACUGCAUGGAUGUUCUGAGCCCGGGACAGAUGUUGGACCUGUGCAGCGCCAGUCCGGGCCAGAUGUUGGAGCUGUGCGGCUCGAGUCCCGCGUGCAUGCUGCAGGAGAAGGCGCUCAAGGCGUGUUUCAGCGGAAUCACACACACAGACUGGCGGCACCGGCGCAGCGCGCACUCCAUCGAGACACAAAGCAGUAGUUCGGAGGAAUUGGUGCCCAGCCCGCCCUCGCCCCUGCCCCCUCCACGCGUCUACAAGCCCUGCUUCGUGUGCCAGGACAAAUCCUCUGGGUACCACUAUGGCGUCAGCGCCUGCGAGGGGUGCAAGGGUUUCUUCCGCCGGAGUAUCCAGAAGAACAUGGUGUACACGUGUCACAGGGACAAGAACUGCAUUAUCAACAAGGUGACGAGGAACCGCUGCCAGUACUGCCGUCUGCAGAAAUGCUUUGCUGUCGGAAUGUCUAAAGAGUGCCAAGGAGCCUUAAGGAAGAUGUCAGCAUCUGGCAGUCACCUGGUGAGAAUCACUCCUCUGGGUGAUGCUGGAGAAUCAUUAGGACACAAAGCUGUGCGGAACGACAGAAAUAAAAAGAAGAAAGAAAGUCCGAAGCCGGAGCUGACGGAAACCUACGAGCUCACGGCUGAGCUAGAGGCCAUCAUUGAAAAGAUCCGGAGGGCUCACCAGGAGACAUUCCCAUCCCUCUGCCAACUGGGCAAAUACACCACGAACUCGAGUGCUGACCACCGUGUGCGUCUGGAUCUGGGUCUGUGGGAUAAGUUCAGUGAGCUGGCCACCAAGUGCAUUAUCAAGAUCGUGGAGUUUGCCAAACGCGUGCCGGGCUUCACCGGACUGACAAUCGCUGACCAGAUCACUCUGCUGAAAGCCGCCUGCCUGGACAUCCUGAUCCUGCGUAUCUGCACGCGGUACACGCCGGAUCAGGACACCAUGACCUUCUCAGACGGACUGACGCUGAACCGGACGCAGAUGCACAACGCCGGAUUCGGGCCGCUCACGGACCUGGUGUUCACCUUCGCCAACCAGCUCCUGCCCAUCGAGAUGGACGACACGGAGACGGGCCUGCUCUCGGCCAUCUGCCUCAUCUCCGGAGAUCGUCAGGAUCUGGAGGAGCCGUCGAAGGUGGACCAGCUCCAGGAGCCUCUCCUGGAAGCGCUGAAGAUCUACGUGAGAAAGCGCAGGCCUAGCAUGCCUCACAUGUUCCCCAAGACCCUCAUGAAGAUCACGGAUCUCCGCAGCAUCAGCGCCAAAGGUGCCGAGCGGGUCAUCUCUCUGAAGAUGGAGAUCCCCGGUUCCAUGCCUCCUCUUAUUCAGGAGAUGCUGGAGAACUCCGAGGGCCAGGACGGACAAGGACAGAGCUCUUCGGAAAAGAAGAGCGCGGAAGAAAAAGACAGCUCGGUCAGUCCAAAGUCGGCGUCUCCAGAACCGGGUUCUUCGUCGAGCGAGGAAGCUUAGACGGAGCGUUUUAUGUCACUUUUAUUGUGCGCACUACAAUUGGACCAUCGAUGCUACUUUUUAUCACCAGUGUAAACUUCUUCUUUCUUUUUUUUUAAAAACAUUCCACCGUCCGCAACAACAAUAGAAACAAGGACGGUCAUGGAGGAUCGUCAAUCAAAACGUGCUUAGCGCUACAAAUAAAAAAAACAUUCUUACUAUUGGACUUCCAACAUGCACAGCCUGCAGCACACUCGGGUGUGUAUGCGAGCACAUUUGUGUGUUACUGAAUACCUAACACAGAGGUGAAACUCCUCAGGUCUGCUGUGUAUAUAUAUAUUUUUUCGCUAAUAACCUGCAUGACGACAGGCUCUUACUUCGUCCUCCGCUCCCUCCCUUUCUCCCUCUCUCUCUCUAUAAAUAUAUAAAUAUAUGUCUCUCUGCCAGCGUUCAGGUUGGCAUGCAUUGUACAUACCAUCGUACGAUUGACUAGACCUCUGAAUUAUACAUUUUGUGGUGUUUCUUUCUUUCUUUCUUUUUUUUUUUUAACGGUCUUAAUAGUCUCCUGUAACGUUUAAAGAUGAACAGAUGACCUUUGACCUUUUAGAAGAGCAGCUCAAACUCAGAAUCAACCUCAGAGCAGUUCAGACACCAGAUCAUCAGGGACCUUCAGGUCAGCAGUCGACAAGCUCAGCUGUGCAUCUUUAAACGACGCUCUUCAUAUCAACUCCUUUUAUAAAAAAAAAAAAUAAUAAUUAUACAGCUAUACAGAAUGAAUGUUUUGGAAUGAAGUGAGUUAUGGCAGGAUAAUCUUUUCUAUAAUCAUAUCAUAUAUUUAAUCUUGAUUUGUUUCUGUAUUUCCUUUGGUUCAUAUCAGGAAAACACUCCUUACACACACACACACACACACACACACACACACACACACACACACACAUUAACUGUCAUUGCCUUUUACUAGUAAUAGAGGGAAUUCAUAGGAACAGGCUUUUCAAAAGUUCUGAUGUGACACACACACACACACACACACACACAUUUAUUGGAAUGAAUAUUUAUGAAUAAUAUGGAUUUAACAGUCUUUUAGUGUUGAACCCCGUCCCUGCUUUAGGAAGACCAGGAAUAAAGCAGGCGUACAGGCAGCACACACAAUCACACACCUAGGGGGAACGCAGAGUAGACGGGGCACAGACUGUGUCUGUGUGUUUUUAAAACCGAGACAGACGGAGAACAUACGAAGGUUUAGAAAGUCAGUUGAGAUCGGGAUCAAAUCCGGAACCAAAUCCAAGUCAAGUGUGGAAUCGUAUGGAAUUUAACCCCACAUCAAAGCAUCAAUUCAGGGUCAUUACCUGAUUAUCAAAUACUACUUUUUCCUUAUCUUUUUCUCCCCCCAUUAAAACAUUUCAAUAACAUGUUUCCCAAUUUGGAUUUUGGAAAUGCUCUGUUCUUAUCCCCCAAACUCGGAAUUACGGUGUACAAUUCCCAAAAUUCAAUCCUGAUUCUAAAAAACAACCAAGGCAAAUCCGUCGUUAACAUGACGGUGUAUUAAUCUGACCAAAAGCGGACUUUUUAAAUUGCUUCCCAGUUCCCAUUAGGUUCUUUGACCUAGAAGUCGAGGAAAAUGUAUAAAUGAAGAAGAAAUCGCUUCUAUAUGCGACGGUGUCUUCUGAGUUCGGAUAACACCAUGAGCAUAAGGGAUAAUGCAGAUCUCGUGUGUGUGUGUGUGUGUGUAUAUAUUAAAAAGCGUACAGUUCAUGUUUUCAUCAAAUCAGACCUACUUCAGUCAAUAAAUUUGAUUCCCGUCCAGGGACAAGAACAGCUGUCCAAUUAAUGACCGAUCCGGUGCAUAACCGUAGCUCGACUUCUGAACCAUUUUAAUGUGAACAUCAGAGACACGAUGAUCACAAUAUCAGAACUGCUGGAAUUUCCUGAUCCUUUGUGGAAUCUGCACUUGGGAAACUCGUGUGUGUGUGUGUGUGU
Clarias gariepinus (North African catfish) is the source of this 3978-nucleotide messenger RNA. Its product is annotated as retinoic acid receptor beta-like. The record is from RefSeq and is a predicted model, not a curated record. Bases 478 to 2022 code for a protein of 514 amino acids. Gene Ontology annotation, cellular component: transcription regulator complex; nucleus. Gene Ontology annotation, biological process: cellular response to corticotropin-releasing hormone stimulus; regulation of transcription by RNA polymerase II; retinoic acid receptor signaling pathway. NCBI's taxonomy places the organism in Eukaryota, Metazoa, Chordata, Actinopteri, Siluriformes, Clariidae. The transcript is spliced from 9 exons. Gene Ontology annotation, molecular function: nuclear glucocorticoid receptor binding; RNA polymerase II cis-regulatory region sequence-specific DNA binding; zinc ion binding.